CGACUGCUUCCCGUCUCCUCUUCGCCGUCUCCAUUACCUCAUCACCAUCCCACAGGCCUAGGCAUGAAAUUGGUCACGUUGCCAGGGCGACAAGUAACGCCCUAUUGUGCUGCCAGUCGAGGCCUGUUUGCCUCGACGACACAACUUAACAACACCUUUCUGCAUGCAUCUUCACAAAAGCGUCAACAUGAGCCCAGUGACGGUGCUGCGUCGACUCAACCGUUAAUCUCGUCGGAGUACCAAUUGUCGCCGAGGCCACUGUCCGAGGCGGACUGCAUUGGCGUCACCCAAAAAUGGUGCUUCGUCGAGAAGCACGAGCAGUCGUCCACAGGCGGCAGCAACAGCAGCCGCUCAGAUCGAGAUGAAAUGGCCGGAAGGGAUGUAAAAACAUCGACAACUGGACUCGGUCGGGUCGGCAAGGCUGAGACGAAAACGCUGACGAGCCGAGACGAGGACAUAAACAUGACGACCAAGUUGGCCAAAGUGAGCGACCCCAAGCUCAAGUCGGAAGAGCUACUUGUGCUGCAUCUGAUGCAGCAGAAGCAACAACUUGUUCAACAUCCCUACCGGCACCAACAUCGAAACGGACACCGACAGCAGCAGUGCCAUCAUUGUCAACAACAGCAGCAAAAUUCUAGUCAGCGGUUGAACAACAGCCUGGCGUUGGUAGGACAAGGGUCAGAGGUCGGAAAGAGACAAUAUGCCGAUCGGAUGCCUCCUCUCGGAGGUGGUCGGAAGGCGGGAGGGCCUGAACAGGAGCAUGAGCCUCUGCCCACUCUGCAACGUGGCGAUGGACUUUCAAGCAGAGCUUAUCAGUUGGUACGGAGCCAUCGAAGGUCGAAUUUCAGGUCAGACAGCAAAAGCGGAAAGGAUGUCACAAAUCCGAAGGAUAAACUGAAAGGUGCUUUCUAUCUCAUCUUAAAAUACUUUAUCAUCGUGGUUUUGCUUUCAUAUGAAAAUAUUCAUAUUCAGGCGUGCUCACUUUAA
Messenger RNA from Protopolystoma xenopodis, 987 nucleotides. The record is from the annotation of a GenBank genome assembly. Lineage: Eukaryota; Metazoa; Platyhelminthes; Monogenea; Polystomatidea; Polystomatidae.